GAUCUUCGAGCAACACCAUCGGGCCUAACUCGAGGAUGACGAUGAGGGCAAUCUUUGCUAUUAUCAUGGCGCAAUACUACUGUUUGACCAUACUAGAGCUCGCUUGCAGCAAGAGCCAUUGCAUUCCGAGAUUUUCGUGGGAAGGCAAUCUUACCAAGAGCAACAAGCAAGUCCAUUGCUACCGCGGUCUGUUGCAACCUCGACGAUAACAAUGGUGGAGUCUGAAAAUAUGGAAGAGGAAGCCACUCGCAGCAACCAGGAGCACGACGAAGCUACCCCUGAAACCGCAUCUAGGUCUUCGAAUGCUUCGACCUUGAGCAAUGAUCAGUUGCAACAGCAACAACAACGCAAAGUGCCCAGUAACAUCAAGACUACCAUGUCGUCGGUGAAGGAUGAAGAGAACGUUGCUGAAGACUACUUUGUCGAUGAACUCGACGAACGUGGGAACAUGGACGACAACAGUUUGGACUCGGAGUUUGAAGCAUACGUAGCAGCGUAUCGGGCCCGCAAAAGGGGGCACCGUUUGAAGAAGCUUCGUCCAACCAGCAACUGUUCCGGUGUGCUUCAAUUGGUCCUCGUGGGCUUGCUGGUGCAGCUUUUGACGAUCGCCUGCUUGGUCAUUGUUUACAUGGCCUUGGAAAAGAACGAACACGCACCUGGCCAGUCAAAAGAAACGAGUGCCAAUGCCCACAAUGAUGAUGCCUCCAACAGCUUGACAGAAGUGUCUAUCGUUUUCUUACAGCCCCCGCCACAGAACAUCCAUCGAUUCUGCAGGGAAAACGCAACCCUGGAAGCCUUGCAGACUUGUAGCGAAAUUUGUGAUCGGGCGCAUUGCUGCCACAUCAGUCGAAACGAGCUUGGAUCCUGCUGGGAUGACAAUCUUCACACCUGCAAGCAUUUCAUCCAUUCAUGUUCAAUUCUUGAAACCUUAAAAUCGAAGCCUGACGAUUCUACUGGAGGCCAGCACGACGAUGUUCCAAGCGUGGCUAAAACUACAGUCUUUCCAAAUGCGCAGGUCCUCUGGGAUCGUCCAGAUUACCUACCAUCUGCACCGGACCAUCUUCUCGUAACUUGUCAAGCUGCUUUCGCGUUUGGAUUUGGUGGCCUUCUCGCAGAAGAAUCUUCAGGGGCCAAGCUUACUUGUCAUGAAGUGUGCCAUUCAGCCGCCUGCUGCUGGGAUUCUGCCUUGACCGAACCAGCAGAUCGCUGUUGGACCCAUCCAAACUGUGGGCCUUAUGUUGAAGCAUGCGAGUCCCUGAUGAUGGCCAGAGAUCAACAGUUGCCAGAAAUCGCCGCACAACAAAAGCAAGUCAUUCCAGAGUCCCCUGAUGAUCUAUCUCAAAUUUGUGAUGCCGUUGCCAUCAAGACGAAGCUGAGUGCACUGCUGGCUUGUCAACAGGCAUGUCUGCCAGCGGAAGUGUGUUGGAACGAGGCAAUGGUAGAUCGUCGCGAUGAUUCUCAAGCCACAACAUGCAGCGGCUACGAGGCACCCUGUUCCAUUCUCAGCAUUGCCAUUCCUGAAUCCACCACAAAUCUACUCCAGCAGCUGCAAAAGCUGCAAGCCACAGCUGCAGCCACGCCGACUUUGCCAGAGGCAGCUGAUAGUGAACCCGUCGAAACUGUGCCACCUGCGAGCGAGAUCACUCUUCCUUUCAAUCAGUCGAUUCCUUCAUCCUAUUCACCGGAGACGAUACGUGAUGCUUGUUUCAACCAUGACAAUAGUGUCAACAUACACGAGGGGCAGAAGACUCUCUGUCAACAGGCGUGCCAGGCCGGAUCUUGUUGCUUCUACGAAGACUACGCUGUGAGUCACGACUCUCCAAUGUGCCCUUCGUACCUACCAGACAACUUUUGUGCCAAGUACACUCCGUGCGAGUCUAUCUUUGCACAUGCUCGCCACAGUGGUACCAAACAAAAAGUUCGGGAAGUCUGCACAAAUCUACACGACUUGUCGCAAUGUGUGUCUGUUUGUGCCGAGGCAACAUGCUGUUUCACCAAUGAUCCAUGGGAAGUCUGCGCCGUCACCAAUCCAGAUGUUGUGUGCUCGGAUUAUCACACUUGUGAAGUCCUUUACAGUGGGGCCGACGAUGUAGCUCAGCAAUCUACUUUUCGCAAGCACGACGGAAUGCGACGUCAUCGUCGUAGUCUUCUUCGAUUGGUGUCCAAAUAGAAGCCCUGGCGUGGUGGCAUGUUUGUAUCGAAUCAGAUUUGUAUUUUCUUUGUAUGUUUCUGUGGCGUACUAUAUGCUCCAGAGCCAUCUGUGGCGGCCCUGGGAUCAAGUUGUUGGGUGGGUAGUUGCAUACGUGGGGAAGGAGAAGGUGCCGGAGCUAUACCAGGUACAACCGGUGCGCUACAAAAUGGGAAUAGAUCAAUGUUGAAGUUGCGGGCGCCGUACAAAGGCUAUGUCAAAACAAGGGAUGAAUGUGUGUUUGGUUGGCAAAAGCUUGGACCGUAGUUUUGCAUAGGACUGAAUAAUUGUAAACAGAAACAAAAACGUGUUC
Seminavis robusta is the source of this 2501-nucleotide messenger RNA. NCBI's taxonomy places the organism in Eukaryota, Bacillariophyta, Bacillariophyceae, Naviculales, Naviculaceae. The record is from the annotation of a GenBank genome assembly.